This is a messenger RNA of Penicillium bovifimosum, 1206 nucleotides long. Its product is annotated as Mn(2+) transporter ATX2. The annotation marks the transcript as partial. Gene Ontology annotation, cellular component: membrane. The transcript has 3 exons. Gene Ontology annotation, biological process: zinc ion transport; transmembrane transport. NCBI's taxonomy places the organism in Eukaryota, Fungi, Ascomycota, Eurotiomycetes, Eurotiales, Aspergillaceae. Gene Ontology annotation, molecular function: metal ion transmembrane transporter activity. The record is from RefSeq and is a predicted model, not a curated record.
GAUCCCGUAGAGCUCUCAACUGCGAAGAUCAUCAUGGAGGGACUUUUCACCCUGCUCGCUUUGAGCAUUGUGAUGGCAAUAACAUCUUUUGUUGUCGGCUCAUUACCUCUCGCUUUUACGCUCUCCCCGUCUCAACUCCGAUUGAUAUCGUCUAUUGGCAUGGGCGUUCUGGUGGGAACGUCUUUGAUCGUGAUCAUCCCAGAGGGCAUUGAAACUCUUUACAGCGCGAACUCUCUAAGUCGUAAACAACACAAUGCGCGGGCUACCGUCGUCGAAUGGCAGCACCAGGCCCCAGCCGUGGCAACUACCUUUGGCGCCAACGGAGAAAGCGCCUCGAACCCACCGUCCGAUACCCCUGUCACAGGUCUGCUUUCGGAACGAGACCAACUCUCCGGAGAGUCGCAAACAAUUUAUGUGCGGAAGGAGGAUUCGACGAGUGAAACUUCGGACAAAGAAUCAACCCACGAAGACGAGGAGAGUUCCCCGCAUGCGUGGGUUGGAAUUGCGCUUAUCAGUGGGUUCAUCUUGAUGUACCUCGUGGACAAAUUGCCCGAAUUUGCGGCGCCCACUAAGGUCGAACGGACGCCUUAUCAUAUCUCAUUGGAUAAUCUCGGCUCGGGGCUGCGACGGGGCUCUACUGCCUCGCGCGAGGGUGGCCUACUUGAUGCACAAUACGCCUCAAGACGUGGACAUAGCUUUGCGACCACGACUGGCCUCGUGAUCCAUGCUGCGGCGGACGGCAUCGCUCUAGGUGCUUCCAGCUCCGAUUCCGGGCUCAGUUUUAUCAUCUUCUUGGCGAUUAUGGUGCACAAGGCCCCGGCGUCCUUUGGACUGACCUCUGUCUUACUCAAGCAGGGACUAUCGAGUCGCACCGCGAGAGCGCACUUACUGGUCUUUAGUCUUGCGGCUCCCCUGGGUGCUUUGGCCACUUUCCUCUUUGUACAGAUGAUGGGGUCCUCCAGCGCUGAUGAGGCAGGUACUCACUGGCGCACUGGAAUGCUCCUUCUUUUCUCGGGAGGCACCUUUUUGUAUGUUGCUAUGCACACUAUGCAAGAAAACGGCCCGGGCUCGUCCCCGCGUGAACUUCCUAUCAACGGAUACGGUGAUCGAGACCAGGAUGGAUCUGACAAGUCGAUGAGAGACUUGAUUGCAUCCGUUUUGGGCAUGACCUUGCCGCUAUUCUUGCAGAUUGGACAUGCUCAUUGA